Molecule: messenger RNA, 2813 nt
Organism: Scleropages formosus (Asian bonytongue)
Lineage: Eukaryota; Metazoa; Chordata; Actinopteri; Osteoglossiformes; Osteoglossidae
Gene: asphd2
Product: aspartate beta-hydroxylase domain containing 2
Exons: 5
Coding region: 479-1804 (441 amino acids)
Cellular component (GO): membrane
Source: RefSeq, a predicted model, not a curated record
AAAGUUUUAAAAAAAAAUAAAUAAAAACAAUAAAAAAGGUCUCUGAGUACAACGACAAGGCACCACUAGCCUUGCAGCUUCAUUUCAACGGACGCGGGCCUGUAAGGGCGCCACGCGCACACCGGGCGCACCUUCUACCACAAUGCUUUGCGCAAGAAGGCCGGAAAUGUCUACAUCGGACGUUACCAUAUGCAUUCUGGGAAUGGUAGUUCAUCCUUCAAGAACGACGAGUUUAAGGUUUCGAGUCACCUGUUACUUCGUUUAAAGUAGCAGGAACCAGGUGGCCCAGGCUCCUCCGUCUGCUUACGUCUCAUCAAAGACCACGGGGACCGAUCAGAUCAGACACCGCACAUCCAGGCUGCGUCCGGCGCCGUGCUUUCUCUCCGAGUGCUGGCUAUCAUGACAACUUAAACGGGGUGCCAGGCGAAUCCGGUGGUAAAUUCGACGAGGCGUCUCCGAGAGGCUGCGGGAGCGAGCCAUGGAGUGGUCCCUGGAGGGCGUGCGGGAGUUGGUGGCGGGUGGCAUGCAGUCGAUGCGGGAGUGCGAAUCCAGCGCGCUCGGCACAGGCCUCUGCCUCCUGCUGCUCUUCGUCUGGUACUGCUACCGCGUGGGCCGCGAGCACAGCACCCCCCCGGCGCUGCGCGGAGCCUACGGCGCCGAGGCGGGGCGCGGCGCCGGCACCCGGGCAGCGCUGAGCGGCCCCCAGAUGAGGGGCGCGUCCAAGGGAAGACCGGCAGCCGGGGCGGAGGAGCAGAACGGCUUUGCCUACUGCCAGUCCCCCGAGUGCUUCCGAUGUGGCCACGGGGGCGAGGGCCUCAACCAGCGGCUGUAUCACAGCCUCCAGGACUACGCCAAACGCUACACCUGGGCCGGCAUGGGCCGCGUGCACAAGGGCGUGCGCGACCAGGGCCGCUACCUGUCCAGUCGGCCCUCGAUCCAGAAGCCCGAGGUAUUCUUCCUGCCCGACCUGCCCUCGGCGCCGUUCUUCUCGCGCGAGGCGCAGAAGCACGACGUGGAGCUGCUGGAGCGCAGCUUCCCGGCGCUGCUGGCUGAGUUCGAGAGCGUGUACCACCAGCCGCCCGCCCGCGCCGGCUCGCCGCUGCCGCCUGGCUGGAAGGCCAACGGCACGCCCCACGGCCAGUGGUGGACCUUCUACCUGGUGAACCAGGGCACGGCGCUGGCCCUCAAUGCCAGGAGGUGCCCGCGGGCCUGGAGGGUGCUGGGCCAGCUGCGCACCUUCAUCGCCAACAACGUGUUCGGCAACGCCUGCUUCUCCGUGCUGAGUCCUGGGGCGAUGGUCGCCGAGCACUACGGACCCACGAACGUCAGGCUGCGCUGCCACCUGGGUCUGAGAGUGCCCCCUGGCUGUGAGCUCGUUGUCGGCGGGGAGCCGCAGUGCUGGUCCGAGGGCAGCUGCCUCCUGUUCGACGACUCCUUCCUGCACACCGCCCUCCAUGAGGGUGAGGGAGAAUCUGACGGGUUGGGGGUUCCAGGGGGUGUGAAAAGUUUGGGGCAGCGUGGAGGAUGGCCCUCGGGUGGUCUUCAUGGUGGACCUCUGGCAUCCGAAUGUGGCGGCGGCCGAAAGACAAGCCCUCGAUUACAUCUUCACGCCCGGGCGCUGAGGAAGAGGGAGAGGGAGAGAAGGAGGGAGAGAGGGAGAGGGAGAUUUGAAAAAAUGAAAGUUUCACUUUUUUGUAAUUUCCAGCACCACCCCCUGUACAUACUGUAUAUCUCCAGUCCCAGUAACGUCUGCGCUGUGGGACCCAGUUUGUCCAGACAGACUGUGUCCGACAUGCAGUUUUAAUGUUUACAGGCCGCACCACCUCGCUCAGCACCCGCUCCUCAGCAUCCACCCCCUGCGCUCGCACCCGGAGCCGCAGAAAGCACAGACAUGCCAGCGACACCCUCCUCCUCCCCAGAGCCCAAACUCAGAGCGACCUUUUUACACGCACACGGCUGCACCUCUGAAGGAGCACAGAAGUCCUCUUUUUACCUUUCUAGUCCUCGAUUUACCAGGGAAGAGUAAAGGGCGUGAGCAGAAGAGGUGGUUUCAAUAAGGUCCAGCUUGUUGGUACAAGUGUAACGCUGGGUAGCUGGGGGGGGGGGACACAUCAGGAACCGGUUUCUUACUGUUUGUAGUUUAAUACACAACGCUUUUGUACAGGCUGCUUUCGGCGGCGGCGAUUUUCCCGGCUCUCUCCUUCCUGUUCUGUGUGUUCGUCCUUCUUUCUAGAUGACGUUCUGGCUAUCGAUUCGUGGAUGUACACACCUUGGUGUAUUUACACGUUUUGUUUAAAAAAAAAAAAAAAAAAAAAAUUUGCAGUUUCAAGCAGUGUUCCGGUUGUUAUGUGAUACUUUCGGCCUCAUUCCAGUUUCGGCGUGACAUUCCUCUUUCCAAGGUUCUAGCUUCUUGCACUGGACAGCAAAGCGGUCGAAAAGGCUGUGUGGCCAAGGACUCGGCGUCGAUGCAGGUGGCGCUUCGCCGAUGUCGCCGUCGGCAACGCGAAGGUCACGGCCGGCCUCCCUAUUGCACUCGGCGCAGGAUGGAGCGCGACGGAAGUUCAAGUGGCGCUGAGAGUGGACCGGACCACCGGGUGGCGCUACUGAGCACAGACUCCCCCGUGGAUUUGUACAGUGUGUUUUCCAGACACACAACCCUUUCUGUGGUCUUAAGGGGGUAAUGAGUGGACGAGAGUUUAAAAAACACCGUCAGCUAAGCUUCCGGUGGCCGCGCUCAUCCGCUCGGUUUUGUUUGAAGCACAAAUGCAUCCUGGUUUAUGUUAAUCAAACAGAUUAAAGCUUCCGUUAACUGU